GAAAGAAUGCAGUAGAGGAAGUGGCAAGUAAUGGAAAUCCAGUAGGCAACCCAAAAAACUGAUUAAGAGAUGGACUGGACACGAGAUGACGAAAACCGCAACGAAAAUGGACAUGCACAAAAGAAAUAGCAAAAGUAAGCACAGUAGAGAGAAGGGUGGAACAACUUUAAGAAUAGGCACUUGGAACAUUAGAAGCUUGAACGGCAAAGAGCACGAACUGGUAGAAGAAUUUGAAAACGCAAAACUAGAUUUCUUAGCAAUUACAGAAACAAAGAAGAAAGGCCAAGGAAUAAUACAGCUCGAAAGAGGACACACACUACUAUACAGUGGAGUAAAACCGGAAGUAAGAGCAGCAGAAGGAGUGGGCUGUAUAAUAAGAAAAGAACAUGUAAAAUGUUUGAAGAAAUGGGAAUUUAUAUCAGGGAAGGUUCUAAAAGUGGAACUACAACAAAACCAACAAAACACAAUCACCCUGGUUAUAACCUACGGCCCUAGCGAGGACGAAAUAGCUAGCAAAAAAGACAAAUUCUGGGAAGAUUUGACAGCAAUCACAGAAAGUAUAAGCGGCAGAUUAAUAAUACUAGGAGAUUUUAACGGACGAGUCGGAAAAAGGAAAAAUGAGGGAGCAGACGUAAUCGGAAACCAAGGGGAAGAUCAUAAAAACAAUAACGGAGUGAGAUUAAUAAACUUUUGUGUAGACAACAACCUAAUAAUAACAAACACAUUCUACAAACACAAAGAGAUACACAAGUUUACGAGAGAAGUUGAGAGCAGAAACGAAAAAUCCAUAAUAGAUUAUAUUCUUAUUAAUAGAGAAUACAGAAAAGAAAUUAUAGACGUCAAAGUAAAAAGGGGACCAGAAAUUUACAGCGACCACUACUUAGUAGUUGCAAAGUCUCGUUUAGCUACAGAAAUGCAAACAAAUUGCGUGGAAAAAUCACACCUGACAAAAGUUAACGAAGCCAUUAGGACAUAUAAAUUACAAGAACCGGAAAUAUUUAUGAAAUUUACAGAAGAAAUAGAAAAAAAGGCAGAAAAAGAUUCAGCACAAUGGGAAACCAUGAAUUUGGAGCAACUAUGGCUGCUCUUCAAAGAAAGCGUAAUAUCAACAGCGAAAGAAACGUGUGGUAAAGAAAAAUGGAAACUAUACCUAAGUCUGAAAUCGGAAGCCAGCUACCAAGUAUACAAGCAACAGCGAAUAAAAGUAAAAGCAAUGGUACUACAAUCCAAACAGCAAACAUGGGAGGAGUUCGGAAGAAAAAUAGAGGCAGAUAGCAAAACAAACCAAAAACUAUUUUAUAAAGUGCUAAAAAACUUAAGGAAAGAUAAACACCACACAUUGAAGUACGUGAAAGCAAAAGAUGACAGUGUAUUAACAGAAGAGAAAGCAAUCAUAGAAAGAUGGAAGGAAUACUUUGAAGAACUGCUCAACCUAGACACACAAGCCAAUUUUCUAACCGAGGAAGAAAUCAGCUAUACAGAAAGCGAAGAGGACAGUAAUAUACAAAUGGAAGAACUGAGGAAAACGAUAAAGUAUAUAAAAAAAGGGAAAUCAGCUGGCCACGACAAGAUAAAUGCAGAGAUGCUGAAAAACCUAGGGGCGCGAGGGACAGAAAUGCUAACAAAAAUCUUCAACAAGGCAUGGACUACGGGAAAAGUACCAGAAGACUGGAAGUUGGGAAUAAUAAUACCGUUAUUCAAGAAGGGCGACAGUAGAGACUGCAGUAAUUAUAGGGGCAUUACAAUACUAAGUGUGGUAUCAAAGGUAUAUGAACACAUAAUGGAGGCAAGACUAAGAAUCCAAAUAGAAGAGCAGCUGGCAGACACUCAGAGUGGCUUCAGGAAAGGAAGGAGCGUACAGGAUCAUAUCUUCAGCAUCAAACAAAUGAUAGAGAAAAGCAAAAUGCAAAAUUCUGAAAUUUACAUGGCCUUUCUGGACCUUGAAAAAGCAUUCGAUAGAGUACCGCGAAGCGUAAUAUGGAAAAGUCUAACGCAAAGGAAGGUGAGUGCAAAGUUAAUAGAAGGAAUAAAGGGGUUAUACGAAAAUAACAAAAGUUAUGUGAGGAAGAAUAAUAGACAAUCGACAACAUUUGAAAUAAGCGAAGGUUUAAGGCAAGGAGGGGUCCUGAGCCCAAUACUGUUUCUACUAAUAAUGGACCAUAUCAUCAAAGCAACAGCAACCAGAACCAAAAAGGUGCAUAUCGGUACCAACAAGCUAAUACCCGUGAACGUGUCAGAAUGUGCCUUUGCGGACGACGUAAUGAUUUGUGCAGCAAAGGAGAAGGACCUGCAAGAUAACCUACGGAUAUGGGAAGAAGAAUUAACAAAGAGAAACAUGAUAAUAAACACGAAUAAAACAAAAGUAAUGGUGAUAAGUAAGGAGAACAAGAACAUUAACAUAGUAAUAAAUCAAAACAAGAUAGAACAAGUCGAAGCAUUCAAGUAUUUAGGGGUAUUGAUAGACAGAGAGGGAAAUACUAUGAAAAGUAAAAUACAGGCCACCGACAUGAAAUACUUAAGAAGAGUUAAAGGAAUCACCAGAAUGGACAGAAUAAGAAAUGAGGCGGUGCGAGAAGAACUGGAAAUUGAGUCAAUUAUUGACAUGACAGAGAAACAAAAACUGAAGUGGUUUGGGCAUAUAUGCAGAAUGGACAACGACAGACAAGUUAAAAGGAUAUGGGAAUCAGGCGUGCAAAAGAAAAGAACAAGAGGACGACCCAAAAAAACGUGGAACGAUGAAGUGGCCGCAAUACUGAAAAGAAAAGGAAGAACGUGGGCAGAAGCGAGAAAACUGGCAAGAGAUAAGAAACAAUGGACAAAAUUUGUACACGAAAUUGAAAUGUAAAUUAAAAUUAUGUACCUUACACCUUAGGGUAAAAGGUUUCUUUGAUUAUAU
Messenger RNA from Photinus pyralis (common eastern firefly), 2896 nucleotides. RefSeq lists its product as uncharacterized. NCBI's taxonomy places the organism in Eukaryota, Metazoa, Arthropoda, Insecta, Coleoptera, Lampyridae. The record is from RefSeq and is a predicted model, not a curated record. Gene Ontology annotation, molecular function: catalytic activity.